Molecule: messenger RNA, 614 nt
Organism: Stylophora pistillata
Lineage: Eukaryota; Metazoa; Cnidaria; Anthozoa; Scleractinia; Pocilloporidae
Product: gamma-tubulin complex component 3 homolog
Biological process (GO): spindle assembly; mitotic cell cycle; meiotic cell cycle
Cellular component (GO): spindle pole; gamma-tubulin complex; microtubule organizing center
Molecular function (GO): gamma-tubulin binding; microtubule minus-end binding
Source: RefSeq, a predicted model, not a curated record
ACCCUGUAUAAAUAUUCGUAUAUACAUAAAUACAAACCCCUUCCUGUUAUAUUUGGGUCAAUUUUUUUGUACUUGCUGACCCUUAAAUGGAAAAACAAUACUUUUCUUUUCUCAGCAUCGCAUGAAGUAUCGGAAGCUAACCUUCUUCGAGAGAUAAUCUACAUCUUUCAAGGAAUUGAAGGAAAAGUGAUCAAGCUUGACCAAACUAAUGAUGCAUACCGCAUUGAUUCAAAACUGGGAGUUCCAAAAGCUGUCAGGGAUCUUGUAAACAAGUUAGCUGAGCUUGGCUGGCUAUUCCGCAAGAUUCGCAAGUAUCUAGAUGCCCAUGCAGGUGACAAAGCCAUGGGGUUGGUUGGACAGAGCUUCUGCGCUGCAUUACAGCAAGAACUCACUGAAUACUACAGAUUGCUGGCUGUUCUUGAAGGGCAGCACCAGGUGGGUGAUGCAGGGUUUGUGGGGGAGGGUGCUAGUGGAAGUUUGACCCUCCGUCGACUGAUGGUGUGGACAUACGACCCUUUGAUGAGACUGAGGACUCUUGCUGCACUAGUUGAUGCUUGUAAAGGUGAGAAUUAGGGGCCAAACAUUACUUUUUCUGUGGGAGAAGAACAGUAAUG